Messenger RNA from Linum tenue, 3161 nucleotides. NCBI's taxonomy places the organism in Eukaryota, Viridiplantae, Streptophyta, Magnoliopsida, Malpighiales, Linaceae. The record is from the annotation of a GenBank genome assembly.
CCCCGAUGCGCCUGUUUUCCUUCACGGCAUCAGAGAAAAGGAAAAGGCUUCCCUCAUUCCAGUCCGUCCUCUCUACUCCUUUCGUGUCAACCAAGCCGCCCUUAAUAUAUUUCAGCUGCAACUUUCAUCUACACUCGGCUUCCCAUUCGCAGUUGUUUGUGCCUUGCAGCGACUAGAUUUUUUACAUCAAGCAGAUUGUCUAGAUCUAGAAUUUUUAGGGUUUCUUUCUGCUCCCAUCUCUGCUGCCUUUGUGAAAUACGAUGACUCCAGAACCCAACGGCGCCAGCGGCAGUGGGACCACCAGGGAGGAGGCGACGGUGAAGGUCCCGGCCAAGGACCCCAAGAAGAAAGAUGAAAAGAAGGACGAUGAUCUGUCGGAUGAGGAUUUGGCAUUGAAGCAGCAAUUGGAAUUAUAUGUUGAAAGGGUUCAGGAUGCUGAUCCCGGGUUGCAGAAGGCUGCCCUUGAGAGUAUGAGGCAAGAGAUUCGGACCUCUACCAGCUCCAUGACAUCAGUCCCAAAGCCUUUGAAAUUUCUCCGGCCACAUUACGGAACACUGAAAGCAUAUUAUGAGACUAUGGGUGAUUCAGAUUUGAAGAAAUACUUGGCUGAUAUCCUCUCUGUCUUGGCCCUGACCAUGUCCGCUGAGGGUGAACGGGAGAGCUUGAAGUAUAGAUUGCUGGGUUCCGAGGGUGAUAUUGGUUCAUGGGGCCAUGAAUAUGUCAGGAAUUUGGCGGGAGAAAUUGCACAAGAAUAUGCAAAGCGACAGAGUGAAGAAGCUGGAAUUGAUGAUCUGAUGGAGCUUGUACAGCAAAUUGUUGCUUUCCAUAUGAAGCACAAUGCUGAACCUGAAGCAGUGGACCUUUUGAUGGAGGUGGAAGACCUCGAUCUUUUGAUUGAGCAUGUGGACAAUACUAACUUUAAGAGAACCUGUCUCUACCUCACCAGUGCUGCAAAAUACCUUCCCGGUCCUGAUGAUUUGUUAGUCUUGGAUAUUGCAUAUAUGAUAGACAUAAAGUUUGAGGAGUAUGCAAACGCACUUCAAAUUGCCUUGUACCUUGACAACCUACAGUAUGUGAAGCAGGUUUUCACUGCCUGUGAUGAUGUCCUACGGAAGAAGCAAUUCUGUUAUAUCCUCGGCCGGCAGGGCAUAACUUUUGAGCUGGAUGAAGAGAUGUGUGCUGAUGAUGAGGAAAGAUAUGCAAUGCAAGACAUCAUUAACAAUGCAAAGUUGAGUGAAGGUUAUCUUGCACUUGCACGUGAUAUUGAAGUCAUGGAGGCGAAAUCUCCUGAAGAUAUAUAUAAGGCACAUUUACUUGAUGGCCGGGCUAGUGCUGGAGCUAGUGUUGAUUCUGCACGACAAAAUUUGGCUGCUACAUUUGUCAACGCAUUUGUAAACGCAGGCUUUGGUCAGGACAAGUUGAUGACUGUUCCAUCUGACGCCGCAACUGGGGGUUCCUCUGGAAAUUGGCUUUUCAAGAAUAAAGAGCAUGGGAAGGCUAGUGCUGCAGCAAGUCUGGGCAUGAUUUUGUUGUGGGAUGUUGAUUCUGGCCUUGCUCAAAUCGACAAGUAUUUCCAUAGCAAUGAUAACUAUGUGAUUGCUGGUGCUCUAUUGGGAGUUGGAAUCGUCAACUGUAGCGUGAAAAAUGAUUGUGAUCCCGCUUUGGCUCUUUUGGCUGAUUAUGUAGAUAAGGAAGAUCCUUUUAUUCGAAUCGGUGCCAUUAUGGGCUUGGGAGUUGCAUAUGCUGGAGCUCAAAAUGAGCAGAUACGUGGGAAACUGAUGCCCAUACUUAGCGAUUCCAAAACUCCACUCGACGUAGUAGCUUUCACUGCAAUUUCUUUGGGGUUGAUAUAUGUUGGUUCCUGCAAUGAAGAGGUUGCACAAGCUAUAAUAUUUGCUUUGAUGGACAGAAGUGAGGCAGAGUUGCAGGAUCCUCUUACAAAAUUUUUGCCACUUGGUCUUGGUCUGUUAUACCUUGGGAAGCAGGAAAGUGUAGAAGCUACAGCUGAGGUCUCAAAGACAUUUAACGAGAAGAUCAGAAAGUAUUGUGAUAUGACCCUACUUUCUUGUGCCUAUGCCGGGACAGGGAAUGUUCUGAAGGUUCAAAACCUCCUUGGGAAUUGUGCUCAGCAUUUGGAGAAGGGUGAAAACUACCAGGGACCUGCGGUGCUUGGAAUAGCAAUGGUGUCUAUGGCUGAGGAAUUGGGACUUGACAUGGCAAUUCGAACUUUGGAGCAUCUUUUGCAAUAUGGGGAACAGAACAUCCGGCGGUCAGUUCCUUUGGCUCUUGCCCUUCUAUGCAUAUCGAAUCCAAAGGUCAAUGUGAUGGAUACGCUAAGCAGACUUAGUCAUGACACGGAUUCAGAAGUUGCAUCAGCUGCAAUUAUUUCCCUUGGGCUGAUAGGUGCCGGGACGAAUAAUGCACGAAUUGCUGGCAUGCUUCGCAAUCUUUCGAGUUAUUAUUACAAAGAUGCCACCCUUCUUUUCUGUGUAAGACUUGCUCAAGGCCUUGUGCACUUAGGCAAGGGUUUGUUGACUCUUAAUCCGUAUCACUCUGAUCGGUUCUUGCUAUCACCUGUGGCGCUUGCAGGUUUAGUUACCUUUUUGCAUGCUUGUCUUGAAAUGAAGGCCAUGGUACUGGGGAGAUAUCACAUCGUCCUCUACUUCCUCGUCUUAGCAAUGCAGUCAAGAAUGUUGAUGACGGUGGAUGAGAAUUUGAAGCCUCUGUCCGUGCCUGUACGGGUCGGACAGGCUGUAGAUGUGGUUGGCCAAGCUGGUCGACCCAAAACCAUAACAGGUUUCCAGACCCAUUCAACGCCGGUUCUAUUGGCUGCUGGCGACAGAGCUGAGCUAGCGACGGAGAAGUACAUUCCACUGUCGCCAAUUUUGGAAGGAUUUGUGAUCCUGAAGGAGAACCCGGAUUACCAAGAGGAGAGUUAAAGCUAGACAUUUUGAGGGUUCGUGCACACUGUUUGGUUUGAGUGUUUUCUUAUGCUACAUUACAUGAGUAAAGAGUAUCAAUGUCCGAAGUAUUUUCAAUUAGAACGUGGAAUUGGAAUGUGGAAUGAGUACUGAUCCUAACAUUGAAAUUUUAGAUUGUGAUACUAACCUUUCGUCUUCUUAAGCUGACAUUUCUGAUAGGAAUGGCAAUGGGUAGGUCCG